Molecule: messenger RNA, 858 nt
Organism: Oikopleura dioica
Lineage: Eukaryota; Metazoa; Chordata; Appendicularia; Copelata; Oikopleuridae
Source: the annotation of a GenBank genome assembly
AUGUACGACCAAGUUUUGAAAUUCGGUGCGAUGAUUGUCGACGCUUUAUCUGAGUUCAAAUCAGGACCUGUUCUGAUUUACAUCCCGCCACUGGGCGAGCUCCGAGGAGGAGCCUGGGCCGUACUCGACAAGUCCAUCAAUCCAUCGAAAAUCGAGCUUUUUGCUGAUCCAAAUAGUCGAUCCGGUGUGUUAGAGCCAGAAGGAACCGUGAAGAUCAAACUAAAGGACAAGAACCUCCAGGAGCUCAUGUGUCGCUUUGACCAGCAGAUGAAAGAGCUUCAGGCGACUCUCAACAGUGGCAAUUUGACAACGGAAGAGAUCGGCAAAACAUCGGAGCUAACGACUUUGAGGAGCAAAUCUCUUCAUGACGCGUACCACAAUCUUGCGAUUCAAUUUGCAGACCUUCAUGACAUGCCACAAGCAGUUGCGAGCAAACGCUGCUUGACAAAAGUUGUGCCACUUGCAGAAUGCCGCCAUUUCCUUUACAACCGACUUCGGAGAAAGUUACUUGAGGACAAUUGCGUGGAUUUGAUUCAAGAAAGUGAUCCCGAUGUGACCCGGGAUGAAGCAAUAGCCACACUUGAGCGUUACUUCUUCCAGAACCAUCUCAAGAGCGGUAUCAAAUGGGACGAAGAUAUCCCCGUUGAAAAGUGGCUAGCUGAGCAGCUUGAGAAUAAAAAUUCGCACUUGAACAUUUUAAUUCAACAAAAUCAACACGAUCAAUGUCUGAAGCAAGUGCUCAAGUUGUCGGAGAACCAAGAAGUCGACCAAAUUGCGGAUAUGUUCCAGAGUUUACUGGACUCCUUGUCAGAUGAAAAGCAGAAACAAGUCCUCUCUAUCAUCAACGUCAAUCGAUAG